AUGCCGGCAAAUGCAACAAAGCCGGCGCCCAAUCGGCCGCAGCGGCGCGUAACGGCCGGCCAGAUCCUGUCGAUGCCGCCGAAAUGGCUCGGCAUGUACGACGACUUCAUCACCAAGAACGCCGGCCAGGUGUCGCAGAUUGAGAGCGCGCUGAGGAGCUUGACGUACAUCAUUCCAGGCCGCUUUCGCGAUGCUGAAAUCGCCUCCGAGUCGAUUCACUCGGGCGUCCAGCUGCUGUCGCUCUACCACGAUGGCAUCCUCUCGCAGGCAGUGUCCAAGCUGCCGACGCCGCCUGUCCGGUCGGCUCAUGCGCGCUACACGCGAUACUGGACGCAGAAGAGCAAGACGUACCGCAGGAUAGCCAUGGUGCUGCAGAUGGUCGUCUACACGGAGCUGCUGUGCGAAAUGAGCGCCAAGCGGCGCGGCGGCGAAAAGUCCCGGUGGAACGUCAUCGUGCUGCUCGAGGCCAUCAAGGCCUUUUGCCGCCUCAUCCUGCUGCGCGUGACGCGGUCGCGCCCGCUCGUCACACCGGUGCUGCCGGAGCGAGAGCCCAUCCCCGAGGACGACGAUGUCGACGAGGAUCUAGUGACGGACAGGAGCGAGAGCGAGCUGAUGGACGAGACUUCGCCCAACGGAUCCGCUGUCCUCGUCAGCAGCAGCACGCCGCCGAAGCCUGCGUACGAGAAGGAAUGGACGAUGCCGCGGACGGGCAUGAGCUUGCCGUCGUUGCCCAACCCUGGCGAUGUUGGUUCGUACCUCUUGGGGCGCGUCUUGACGGCCGACGACAUCAAGCCUGCCAACAAGCUCCUCAAUACUCUGCAAGGAGGCGGCCAGUUUGCCGAGAUGCUUCACAUCCUGACGCCCUUGAUCUAUGCAGUGGCGCUGGCUAGGACAAAGAACAAGAAGUCGUGGACGCCGUGGCUGGUGGGUGUGGCGGUUGAGUAUGUCGCUCGCCAGCUCCGUCAGCGCAGCCUGCGAACCUCGGCUCUGGAGCGAGACGAGUGGAACAAGAGAGGCUGGGCCAUGAUCUGGUGGAUGAUGCGCGGUGCCUUUUACGAGAACGUGACUAAGGGGGCCGUCAACGGGGUGACGAGCAGAAUGCCAGGCUUCAUCGCCGGAAUCCUACAGGACUACGAAUACCUGUGGGAGAAUUACUACUUUAGCACGAGUGGCUGA
Messenger RNA from Trichoderma breve, 1176 nucleotides. Its product is annotated as peroxisomal membrane protein (Pex16) domain-containing protein. The coding region runs from base 1 to 1176 and encodes 391 amino acids. Gene Ontology annotation, biological process: peroxisome organization. Lineage: Eukaryota; Fungi; Ascomycota; Sordariomycetes; Hypocreales; Hypocreaceae. The transcript is spliced from 2 exons. Gene Ontology annotation, cellular component: peroxisomal membrane. The record is from RefSeq and is a predicted model, not a curated record.